Lepisosteus oculatus (spotted gar) is the source of this 2112-nucleotide messenger RNA. RefSeq names its product eukaryotic translation initiation factor 5 (gene eif5). Gene Ontology annotation, biological process: formation of translation preinitiation complex; formation of cytoplasmic translation initiation complex; translational initiation. Gene Ontology annotation, cellular component: cytosol. The record is from RefSeq and is a predicted model, not a curated record. Lineage: Eukaryota; Metazoa; Chordata; Actinopteri; Semionotiformes; Lepisosteidae. Gene Ontology annotation, molecular function: eukaryotic initiation factor eIF2 binding; GDP-dissociation inhibitor activity; translation initiation factor activity.
UUGUGCGUCUGGUUUCGUCCCGUGGUCGGUAUUUGGUGUGGUUGCGCUGGAAAAUGUGGCGUGCGUGUGUUCAAAAUGGCGUCUCCCCCUUGCACCGUGCUCCCCGUGAUAAAAUUAGUGUGACGCACUCUGCACCAUUUCGCACAAUUAGGUGGCCUGUUGUGACUAACCUCUUCUUCUUUAAUUAACGGCAGCCUGUACCGCUGCUACCAAUCGUUUUUUGUGCCGUUUAACUUGGAGACGCGGAUAUAAAGCGAUGUGCGGUUUCAAAAGUCACCGUGCCCCCCCUCUCUGUCCGUUUGUGUCGCUGUCUGUUUCGCUUCGCCCUUUUUAACUUUUGGGUUGCAAUGAUGAGUCAUCAUUUGGAAAUACCACCGCUUCAAGGACGAUAAGAGCUGUUGCGCAGCUGUUGGAACCUGUGUGGGGGAAACUUAGCCUACAAGCAAGGAGCUUGCAGCCUCAGUGGCGAAAACUUUUUCAUGUCAGAGACCGAGUACACUUACAGUCGUUUAUGUCAUCCACUCUUCUCCAGACAGAAGAUACCAAAAAAUUGCAAUCCAAGAUCUUCUUAUCUUGUUGAUAAAGCUAAUAGCGAGCCAAAAUGUCUGUCAACGUCAACCGCAGCGUUUCAGACCAGUUCUAUCGCUACAAGAUGCCCCGUCUGAUUGCCAAGGUGGAAGGCAAAGGGAAUGGAAUUAAGACGGUUAUAGUCAACAUGGUUGACGUUGCAAAGGCACUUAAUCGGCCUCCAACGUAUCCCACCAAGUUUUUUGGUUGUGAGCUGGGAGCACAGACCCAGUUUGAUGCUAAGAAUGACCGCUACAUUGUCAAUGGAUCUCAUGAGGCGAAUAAGCUGCAAGAUAUGCUGGAUGGAUUCAUCCGAAAAUUUGUGCUGUGUCCAGAGUGUGACAAUCCGGAAACUGACCUGCAUGUCAAUCCUAAGAAACAAACCAUUGGCAACUCUUGCAAAGCCUGUGGCUACCGGGGCAUGCUUGACACACGACACAAACUCUGCACGUUCAUUCUUAAAAACCCACCAGAGAAUGAGAGUGGAUCCGCUAAAAAGGAGAAGAAGGAGAAGAAUCGGAAAGGUAAAGACAAGGAAAAUGGAUCCAGCAGUGGAGAAGCUGGGAAUCAUAAUGAGAUAGAUGCACCUGAUGCCGUAGAUGGAGAUGACGACGAUGACUGGGGUGAGGAGACCACAGAGGAAGCUCAGAGACGCAGGAUGGAUGAGAUCAGCGAGCAUGCCAAGAACCUGACUCUCACUGACGACUUGGAAAAGACCCUGGAGGAAAGAGUCAACAUGUUUUACAACUUUGUCAAGCAAAAAAAGGAGGGUGGAGUCAUCGAUACAGCAGACAAAGAAAUACUUGCGGAAGCUGAGCGCCUGGAUGUGAAGGCCAUGGGCCCCUUAAUCCUGAGCGAACUGCUGUUUGAUGAGAAUAUCCGUGACCAGAUCAAGAAGUACAAGCGCCACUUUCUGCGCUUUUGCCACAACAACAAGAAAGCACAGAAGUACCUGCUAGGUGGCUUUGAGUGCCUGGUGAAGCUGCACCAGGCCCAGCUGCUGCCCAGAGUCCCAAUUGUGCUGAAGGACAUGUAUGAUGCAGAUCUUCUGGAGGAGGAGGUCAUUCUUGCUUGGGCAGAGAAGGUGUCCAAGAAAUACGUUUCCAAGGAGCUUGCCAAAGAGAUUCAUGCCAGGGCUGCUCCAUUUGUCAAGUGGCUGAAAGAGGCAGAGGAGGAGAGUGAGGGCUCCGAGGAGGAAGAGGAGGAGGAAGAUGAAAACGUCGAGGUGGUGUACUCCCCCUCUGCCAAAGAGCUGAAAGUGGAAACUGUGAAACCAGAAAAGCCUGACAACGAGGAAGAUAUUGAUAUUGAUGCCAUUUAAAGAUGUUUGUGCUUUAAUACAGAGCAAGCCUUCUUUCUUAGCUGCUGUGGCUUGGAAAUCUGUUUAGUGCUUUGCUGAUUACAUUAUUUAACAUUAGUCUUGCUGGUGACUGAGAUAUAAAAUUAAAUUUCUUGGGGUAAUGACCCUCUUGGUAUUGGUUUUUAAAUAUUGGUAUGGGGCACUGUAACUGCACAUUGUCAAUAAAGACCGUUUUGCUAUUCGCA